Trichogramma pretiosum is the source of this 2643-nucleotide messenger RNA. Its product is annotated as oocyte zinc finger protein XlCOF26-like. The transcript is spliced from 6 exons. The record is from RefSeq and is a predicted model, not a curated record. Gene Ontology annotation, biological process: regulation of transcription by RNA polymerase II. Bases 261 to 1481 code for a protein of 406 amino acids. Gene Ontology annotation, cellular component: nucleus. NCBI's taxonomy places the organism in Eukaryota, Metazoa, Arthropoda, Insecta, Hymenoptera, Trichogrammatidae. Gene Ontology annotation, molecular function: RNA polymerase II transcription regulatory region sequence-specific DNA binding; DNA-binding transcription factor activity, RNA polymerase II-specific.
AUUAAUUUGAAAAAUCAAUUAAAUCGUUGUUUCUUGAUCAAAUUCUCGAAUAUCUCGUAUAAGAUUUGAAGAUUAAAAUGCCCAGCUAUUAGUAGAAAAAUAGCCAUUAUUUAUUUGGCAGAAGAUCAAUGUUUAAUAAUACAUGAUGAUAACUUCGCUUAAUUUACAUUGUUGACAGUAUGUAAAUAUAAUAAAAUUAAAUUCAAACCAGUAAAUCUGAUGUGAAAUAUCAAUGACUAACUGAUUUUCGAGUAAUAACGAUGGCAGCGAGUGGUUUAUUUAAUUCUGUGUUAAGAAUAAAACAAGAGCCCGUUGACGUUUCACAAAGAGAAUAUGAUGAUUGUGAUGCAAUUGGCAAGAUACCCGACCAUGAAAAUAUUCAAAUUUCCACAUUCCUGCUGAAAAAUCAAACUUGUAAGCUUGAAAAAUUUGACGAAAAUCAAGAAACUAAACUUGAUGACGAUAUGCAGAUUGUAUUGGAAUGCCAAGACGUAAAGCCUACCUGGAAUAUUUUAGCAGCCGGGAAAAUUGAAGAUAAAACCCCCGUCAAAGUAGAAACUUUGGGGGCAGUAAAAAAAGAGUUUAUUGUCGAUGAAGCAGAAAAAUGUAUGAAUUUCAACUAUGAACUGGGUGAGCAAAGUCAAGAAAGGAAUGUCACAACAGAUUGCAACAUAGGACACAAACGCAAAGUACGUUCCAGUACGGUUAUCAGUGACAUCACGCAUAAUUGCGACACGUGUGGGAAAACAUUCGGGCGAAAGUAUGAUCUCAAACGUCAUAUAGAUGCAGUGCACAAGAAAAAGACUCAUACAUGUGAAACAUGCGGAAACACAUUCAUACAAAAGAGUGAUAUGAAAAAACACAUUGAAUCGAUUCAUGGUAAAAUCAGACAUACAUGUGAUUUGUGCGAAAAGACGUUCUCGUGGAAGAGUGAUAUCAAAAAACACAUUGAUUCGGUUCAUGGUAAAAUCAGACAUAAAUGUGAUUUGUGCGAAAAGACGUUCUCGUGGAAGAGUGAUAUCAAAAAACACAUUGAUUCGGUUCAUGAUAAAAUCAGACAUGAAUGUGACGUAUGCGGUAAGAAAUUUACAACAAAGAGUCAACUCAAACCCCACAUCGAUGCAACGCAUAAAGGCGUCAAACGAGCGUGUGACGUUUGCGGUAUGAAAUGUUCGACGAAGAGUAGUCUCAAACGCCACGUCGAUGCAACGCAUAAAGGCGUCAAACGAGCGUGUGACGUUUGCGGUAUGAAAUGUUCGACGAAGAGUAGUCUCAAACGCCACGUCGAUGCAACGCACAAAGGUGUCAAACUAGCGUGUGACGUAUGUGGAAAAACAUUCGCAAGAAAGGAUAAUCUUAAAAUUCACAUCGCUUCGAUCCAUAAUGGAAUCAUCCAUACAUGCCGAAUCUGUGGAAAAACAUUCAGAUACAAAAAAAAUCUGAAAGCUCACAUUGAUAUGGCGCACCGUUCAACCAAAUGAAUGUAUAAAAUCAAUGUUUUAUUCUUUCAAAAGCCUCUCUUGACGAUCUAGUCUGUUCAUCAACAAGAUUAACUGAAGAAAUUUAAUUCAAUAUGAUAAUUCGAAUUUUUUUGAUUUUGUUAUAACUCACGCAUGAACAACAUUGAAUUUAUAGAAAUAUUCAGUAAAUUUUUCAUUGAAAAAAUCGUAGGUUUCAUCGGUCAUAUCAUUUAUAAAUAUAUUAUUAAAUUAAACUCAAGUUAGUUAGUUGUGCGUGGAACAUCGCGAAUAAAAGAUAAAUCUUUAACCGAAUUAUAAAGAUGGCAGCAAGUUUAUUUAACUCCGUCUUGAGAACGCAACAAGAUCCUGUUUACGUAUCGCUUAAUGAAAAUGACUAUCGUGAUGUAAUUGAUAAGAUAUCCGACCAUGAAAAUAUUCAAUGUCCAAAAUUUUCGCUGAAAGAUCAAAACAUCAAUCUGCAAACAUGCAACGAAAAUCAAGAAAUCGAACUCGAUGACGACCAGAAAAAUGCAUGCACUCGCCAAGAUGGCCUCGGACUUGCAAAUCAUCAGAACGAUGUCGCUGCUUCACGAGGUAUAAGAGCAAUGGCAGAUCGCAUCCAACUUCCCGAAAAUACAAUAGUCAGAGCUAACGACCUGUUCACGACACUACACGAAAAUCAAACGCUCAAACGCUCGAUUUCAAACAAGUAUGAAAGUCAUGCAAUUGCAUCGACUUGUUUGUACAUCGCUUGUAGACAAGAAAGAGUUCCUCGUACGUACAGGUAAAUGAGCGUGGUCAGCGGAACGAAUGUAACAGAAAUUGGGCAAUGCUUCAAAUUCAUCGAAUCUGAACUCAAAAUCAAAGUUCAAACUUUCCGAGCGGAAGAUUUCGUGCCGAGAGUUUGUACGCAAUUGGGCUUGCCCGAUUCUUUACUGCGUGCAGCUACGAUGAUUGCAAGACAGGCCGAAGAUGUAGGAGACUUUGUUGGACGAUCACCCAUAUCAAUAACGGCGGCAGCUAUAUACAUAGUUUGCCAGGCAUCUGCGUAUAAAAAGACAAGCCCGUCAGAAAUUGACACAGAAAUUUACCAUGUCACAGGAGUUUCCAAAAGAACUAUUAGAUGCAUCUAUCAGCUUAUGCUUCCGCAUGCGGCUCAAUUAUUCCCGCAAGAUUUCGAGUU